UGUGUGUUUGUGUUUAAGACUUUAAACGCGUUUUCUACAAAUUAACGAGAAAGAAACUCAAGGACGGGAGCGGAGGGUUACAGUGAACAUCGGUGGAGACGCCCACCGGCCUCAUAACGGAGCCGGAUUUAUAACGUGCGGAGUUUACGGGCAGUUAAAACGGUUCCGUCGAGUCAAGGUUAACACAUCAGCCAACAGUUGCACCGUUAAACGACAUGCUCGGUAAAUACGACGAGUCCUGGAUAGGAUUAACUCUGUAGUGAUGCUGAGAGAGAAAACAGGAUACUCUUCCCAUAAGGUGUCAGAGGGUAAACACGUCUCUGAGAAGAUGGUAAAAAAUAAGAAAAAAACUGGAACGCGUCCCAAUCACUCUUACACAUGCAAGAUUAAAAAAGAUGCCUCCCGAAUUGCGAGCAGCAAGGACCGGACUCCUCCAGAUGACCCAGCCGACAGUGACAAGCCUCCUAUUCCUCCAGAGCUUCAGAUGAACAGCCAAGGUCAGCCGGGCUUUUCAGACAGAGUCUUUCUGCUGGCCUCAGUCGUGUUCCAGAACAUCCACCUGGAGAAGCCCGCUGCCCGCUGUUUGGUGAAUUAUGGCAAAAAGAGAGGGCUCCCAUUACCCGAGUUCACAGAUGAAGAGAUGCGACGUACAGCUUAUGAGCUGACCUUCAAUACACUUAAAUAUCAAGAUCUGGUGGAGUACAUCAUCACUGACAGCCGCUUUUACCUUACUCAUCCAGUGCCAAAUGAUCAGAUGAGCCUUGUUGCCGUCAUGCUCUAUGACUUCCAGGCGAGAAAGUUCCUCCCGAGGAAAUCCCGGGGGAACAAGGAGAUCAUACAGGAAGUCAGAGAUGUGGAAAACUACCUCCUCAGGUUUAAGACCAAGCUGGCAGUCUCACUGGCCCGCUACAGGAUCAAACAUGACCUCUGCUCUAUUGAAUGUAUCCUGCCGGAGAUUGUGAGGACGAAGCAGGAGAGAUCAAGAAGUCUUCCACUUUACGCAUGGAUCAACACACUGAAGGGCAGCCUUGAUGAGGUCCAAUGUGUGCUGAAGAGUGCAGGCUUCUCAAAGGUGAAAUCGAUUGGGCAGCUGGAGGGCCAGACCUUCUGCCAGGAUGCCCACUGUGGGGAUGCACUGGUAUUCCCUGCUCAUCUCAAGGCUCAGCUGUAUUCCACCAAGCUGCUCAGCGACCACAAACUCAUUAUCCAGGAUAAAUCUUGCAGCCUGGGCCCAAAUGCAGUAUGCUCCUUGCUACCGGAGGAAGGAGAUGUUCUUAUGGUGGGCUGCUUCUCUGACCUCACUGUCUCCCACACUGCUUCCCUAAUUGCCGAGAAACAUAAAGCCAUCAGCAACAACCAGCCUACAGUCUAUGUUUGUGUCAACAAUCAUACAAGCGCUCAGAGGGAGGAGCUACAGCAGGCCAUCACUGCCAUGGACUGCAAAAAUGUGAAGCUGAUACCGGAAGACUUCCUGUCUUUGGAGAGAUGUGACAAGCGACUUCAGAAGGUGUGCAUCAUCCUGUUGACCCCCAAGUGUUCUAUGUCUGCAGUCAGCAACCCGAUCGAAUUCAUACUGCAGGAGAAUGGAGACACAGACCUGCUGCAGGACUUAUCCCAGGGCUCCAUAGCCCAGAGCAAACUGGAUGCUCUGGUGGCCCAGCAGAGGAAAGAUAUUGAUCACGCCUUGAAGUUCCCAAAGGUUUUGGCAGUGGUAUACACUACCUGUUCGUCAUACCCAGAGGAGAAUGAAGAGGUGGUGCGCAGAGCUCUGGAGCAAGCCAAUGCCAACUCAGAGCAGGAGGGGGACCCAAAACAACAUAACUUCAGGCUUAGUCCAUCCCCGUUCAGCGUUCUUGACCAUGCUGAUGGCCAAAGGAAAACAGACCCCUUCUUCAUAUUGGAGCCUUCGGAAGAAAGCAAUGGCUGCUUUCUCGCUGUUCUCGACAGAGAGCCCAAGCCAGAGUUCAAGGAGCCACCGCAUGAAGUGAUUCUAAGGGCAAAUGCCAAAGGCAUACUGGACAGGAUUGGUUCCAAUCAAAAGCUAACCAGGAAAGAGCAGCAUGGUCAUACCAACAGGACGACAAAAACAACCCAUGCUGGCACCUCUCAGCCAAACCUCUGUGUCAGUAUUCAGUCCAAAAACCAAGAACUCAAGGGCAGCAAAAGUACUACUACUUUGUGUGGACAGCAGGAAUGGCGGCAGUCUUCACAAGGAAAAACCAGAGCACUGAACUUGCAGGGCGUAAAGAACACAGUGUCCAGCUCCCUUUCUUCCUCCAAACAAGAAAACAGCACAACCAAGAAAAGCACCCCUGCAUUCGACACUGUCACUUCUGACACGACCCUACAUCCACCUGCUCCUCCUACUACCCCACUGGCCCCGGUUGUUCGACCCCGCAGAGCUCAUAAGGAGGUGCGGAAGCCUGUGGUGCUCACACUGCCUCAAAUUUACUUCCCCAGCUUCUUCCCGCCUCAGCCGAGCCGACAAAGAUUCUGCCACAGCUUCAGCUACGACAAGUGGAGGGCCCCAGCUCAAACUGUACCCCUCUCCCAUUCCAGUGGUAGUUUCUCCAAGGAUGCUUUGGUCAGAUCCCGUCCUCUGUUUUAAGCUUAUAAACAUCAACACAAAUAUAAAAGAAGUAUUAACCUUUGUGCCAAAUGCUUAUCCAAAUAAAGUCAGCAGUAUUGAAAUUCAAAAACAGAAAUGUGUGUAGUGUUUUUGAACUGCCAACUGACCGUACAUAGAACAUGCUGAAACUUAAGUCACCUUAAAUUCUUCUACAUCCAGUAUUGUUAUAAUUAAAAUGUCAUUAUUACAAUGUCUUUGUGAAAAUAAAGAACAACCUUGCCACAGUCAGAAU
Molecule: messenger RNA, 2861 nt
Organism: Larimichthys crocea (large yellow croaker)
Lineage: Eukaryota; Metazoa; Chordata; Actinopteri; Sciaenidae
Product: putative methyltransferase NSUN7
Exons: 13
Coding region: 263-2608 (781 amino acids)
Molecular function (GO): methyltransferase activity
Source: RefSeq, a predicted model, not a curated record